Messenger RNA from Antrostomus carolinensis (chuck-will's-widow), 1162 nucleotides. RefSeq names its product sulfotransferase 1C1. The coding region runs from base 1 to 924 and encodes 307 amino acids. NCBI's taxonomy places the organism in Eukaryota, Metazoa, Chordata, Aves, Caprimulgiformes, Caprimulgidae. Gene Ontology annotation, molecular function: sulfotransferase activity. The record is from RefSeq and is a predicted model, not a curated record. The transcript has 7 exons.
AUGGCCCUGGAUAAAAUGGAAGAUUUGAGUCUGCAACAGAUGGUGCUCCGAUCUGAGACAGGUGAAGUGGAAGGUGUUACCCUCACAAAAUCAAUAUGCAGCAUAUGGGACCAAGUGUGGAACUUCCAAGCCAGACCUGAUGAUCUGCUCAUCGCAACCUAUGCAAAAGCAGGUACCACAUGGACACAGGAGACAGUGGAUAUGAUUCAACAAAAUGGAGACGUUGAGAAGUGUAGACGUGCCACCAUUGCCAAACGUCAUCCUUUCCUUGAGUGGUUUAUUGAAGAUCCUUUAUCUACACCUUACUCAGGGCUGGAGUUAGCUGAAGCUAUGCCUUCUCCACGAACAAUAAAAACUCAUCUCCCUGUGCAGCUGGUGCCUCCCUCCUUCUGGAAACAAAACUGUAAGGUAAUCUAUGUGGCAAGAAAUGCAAAAGACAACCUGGUGUCAUACUACCAUUUCCACAGGAUGAAUAAAGCACUGCCUGACCCAGGAACCUGGGAGGAGUUCAUCGAGAAAUUCAUGACCGGAAAAGUACUCUGGGGUUCCUGGUAUGACCACGUAAAAGGAUGGUGGAAGGCAAAAGACAAGCACCGUAUUCUCUACCUCUUCUAUGAAGAUAUGAAGGAGAAUCCAGAGCAAGAAAUUCAGAAGAUUCUGAAGUUCCUAGAGAAGGACGUGAAUCAGGAGGUUCUAAACAAGAUAGUCCACAACACCUCAUUUGAGAUAAUGAAGGAAAAUCCCAUGGCAAACUACACUAGGGAGUUUCAGGCAAUAAUGGAUCACUCCAUUUCCCCAUUCAUGAGAAAAGGGGCUGUCGGGGACUGGAAGAAUCAUUUUACUGUGGCACAGAAUAAGAAAUUUGAUGAAGAUUAUAAGAAGAAAAUGGCUGAUACCUCUCUUGUUUUUCGUACGGAAUUGUGAUUAUUAGCAAUGGGAAUUAUUCUCUAUGAUCUUCAGCAUUUUCCAUGUUACACAUUUUGCUUUUCCUUCACAAAAUGCCUGUCCCCCUAAGAUUUCAGUAUCUCUCUUUCACACACCACUGAUUUUUCAUUAUCAUGGGAGUACCCAAAUUAUGUUGAAGUUUAGGUUGGUCUCCUUGAAGAAAAUAAUCCCACUGGAUACUUCUCAUUCAACCCUCCCACAGUAACUUUCAGCAUUA